This is a messenger RNA of Prunus mume (Japanese apricot), 474 nucleotides long. The record is from RefSeq and is a predicted model, not a curated record. NCBI's taxonomy places the organism in Eukaryota, Viridiplantae, Streptophyta, Magnoliopsida, Rosales, Rosaceae.
AUGCGUCGUAGUGGUGAAAUAGAGGAAGAUUCUAGAGACCAUGGAGUUGAAACUACUGAUUCUGCUGGGGCAAAGGUAACUAAAGCUGGAAGUGGAAAGGUCGGUAUCUCAGCAACUACUGGAUUUUCCCAGGAGCAACUUCAAGCGCAAAAUUUUCAUAAAAAAAUAAUGCAAGCCCAAAAUGGCGUUGAUGAUGCCUUGAAGAGGCGGUUACAGCAGCUGAUUGACUCUAAUCCAGUCAUGCUUUUUAUGAAAGGAACCCCUGAGGAGCCCAAAUGUAAAUUUAGCAAACUGGCAAUUGACAUGUUGAAGGAAAAGAAGAUCAAAUUUGGAAGUUUCGAUGUUCUUGUGGACAAUGAAGUCAUGGAAGGGAUACAGAAAUAUUCUAACUGGCCAGUAUUGCCCGCAGCUUUACUUGGAAGGGAAGGCUCGUGGUUUGCGUUACAUACGCACUCUAGAGCGUGGUUGUCGUGA